GUGUCUAAAUUCUCUGUUUCUCUCUCCCCGAACACACUUUGGCGUAUUUCCUCCUCCUCUUCUCCUCUCCGUCAAAUCGCCAUUGUCUCUCCGUUCAUCCUUCGCCGCCGUCUGUCUUCUCGCCGUUAACCCUUUUUGCUAUAAACUUGGCUAGACACCUUUUUCGAUAAGACUGAACGAGAGGGCUCCUAUUAUUCUGGGUGCUCGUCUUCUCUAUUACUCCGAGUGAAAGCAUGGCUUACGGUGGUCCGUCGAUGAAUCCACCGGCUAUGAGUGGCGCGGUUUCUGGGUCCGGUAAUCUUAAGCAAGUGAAAUUGGAGAGAGAAAGCGAACUAAGGAUUGAAGUCUCUGACGAGCCUCUCAGACUCCGUGUGGUGAACGGGACGGCUGAGAUAUUCGGCUCUGAACUGCCUCCUGAAAUCUGGCGUACCUUCCCUCCUCGCCUGAAAUUUGCGGUUUUCACCUGGUAUGGAGCAACAAUUGAGAUGGAUGGUGUCACGGAAACUGACUAUACAGCAGAUGAGACACCAAUGGUCAGCUACGUUAAUGUGCACGCCAUACUAGAUGCAAGGAGGCGUUCUGCCAAAGCUUCCACGUCUACUGACUCAGGAUCUACUCAGGGACCUCGGGUUAUUGUAGUAGGGCCUACGGAUUCCGGAAAGAGCACGUUGACAAAGAUGCUUCUUAGUUGGGCAGCCAAACAGGGAUGGAAGCCAACAUUUGUAGACCUUGAUAUUGGCCAAGGCUCGAUUACAAUUCCAGGAACUAUUGCUGCUACUCCUAUAGAAAUGCCUCUGGAUCCAGUUGAAGGUGUUCCUCUUGAUAUGGCCCUCGUGUACUAUUACGGCCACAUCCAGCCGAGUAAGAACGUUGAGCUGUACAAAGCUCUGGUGAAAGAGCUUGCUCAAGUGCUGGAGAGACAGUUUACUGGAAACCCUGAAUCUCGAGCUGCUGGACUGGUGAUCAACACAAUGGGUUGGAUCGAGGGCGUCGGUUAUGAGCUGCUUCUCCACGCGAUCGACACAUUCAACACCUCGGUUGUGCUUGUACUAGGUCAGGAAAAACUCUUCAGCAUGCUUAAAGAUGUGCUUAGAAGCAAGAGUAACGUCGAUGUCGUGAAACUUCACAAGUCAGGAGGAGUUGUAGCCAGGGACAGUAAUUACCGUAAAGGAUCAAGGAGUUCUAGGAUUCAGGAAUACUUUUACGGACUAUCGAAAGAACUGUCUCCGUAUGCCAACACAGCGAGUUUCAAUGAUCUGCAAGUGUUCCGCAUUGGUGGUGGACCUCAAGCUCCAAGAUCAGCUCUUCCAAUCGGGUCUGACCCGGUUUCUAAUCCAUUGAGGGUAACGCCUGUAAAGAUUGAUGAUCAAAUACUGCUGCAUUCUGUUCUCGCUGUCUCAUAUGCAGAAGAACCAGACCAGAUCAUCUCAAGCAAUGUUUCUGGGUUUGUGUAUGUGACGGAAGUUGAUGUGCAGAGGAAGAAGAUAACGUUUUUAGCACCAUCGCCUGGGGCAUUGCCCAGCAAGUUCUUGGUCGCUGGGUCUUUGUCAUGGCUCGAGUCAGUAGAAGCAAGAAGAUGAUUAACUUAGAGAAUAGAGGGCCAUGUUGUCUUGCUAAGAAGGGCAAAUGAUUUGUAGUGUUUUUGGUGAUCUUGUUUUCGUCAUGAUAUCAUUUUUUUUUAUGUUAUUGAUUUCAUACCUUGGAAUAUUUCAGAAAAGUAAAUGAUAAUUUUC
Molecule: messenger RNA, 1733 nt
Organism: Eutrema salsugineum
Lineage: Eukaryota; Viridiplantae; Streptophyta; Magnoliopsida; Brassicales; Brassicaceae
Product: protein CLP1 homolog
Exons: 9
Coding region: 234-1580 (448 amino acids)
Biological process (GO): tRNA splicing, via endonucleolytic cleavage and ligation
Cellular component (GO): nucleus; mRNA cleavage factor complex
Molecular function (GO): polynucleotide 5'-hydroxyl-kinase activity
Source: RefSeq, a predicted model, not a curated record